CUCUUCCCAGCUCCCCCCCCGAGCAACAUGGCAGUCGGCAAGAACAAGCGGUUGACCAAAGGCGGCAAGAAAGGGGCCAAAAAGAAGAUUGUGGAUCCUUUUUCCAAGAAGGACUGGUAUGAUGUUAAAGCCCCAGCCAUGUUUAACAUUAGGAACCUGGGGAAAACUCUGGUGACCAGAACCCAAGGAACUAAGAUUGCCUCAGAAGGCUUGAAAGGCCGUGUGUUUGAGGUGAGUCUUGCCGACUUACAGAAUGAUGAGGUGGCCUUCCGCAAGUUCAAGCUGAUUGUCGAAGAUGUUCAGGGCAAGAACUGUCUAACCAACUUUCAUGGCAUGGACCUAACACGUGACAAGAUGUGUUCUAUGGUCAAGAAGUGGCAGACCAUGAUUGAAGCCCACAUUGAUGUCAAGACAACAGAUGGAUACCUGUUGCGUCUCUUCUGUGUAGGAUUCACCAAGAAACGGAACAAUCAGAUCCGGAAGACUUCCUAUGCUCAACACCAGCAGGUCUGCACAAUCCGCAAGAAGAUGAUGGAGAUCAUGAUGCGUGAAGUACAAACAAAUGAUCUCAAAGAGGUUGUCAACAAGUUGAUCCCAGACAGUAUUGGUAAGGACAUUGAGAAGGCUUGCCAGUCAAUUUAUCCUCUCCAUGAUGUAUACGUUCGGAAAGUCAAGAUGCUUAAAAAGCCCAAGUUUGAAUUGGGCAAGCUGAUGGAGUUGCACGGUGAAGGAGGAAGCAUCACAAGCAAACCCUCUGGGGAGGAAACUGGUGCUAAGGUUGAUCGAGCUGAUGGAUAUGAACCACCAGUCCAAGAAACUGUCUGAAAAUACAUUUUAAACUUGUGUAAUAAAACAUCCAAAAUCU
Molecule: messenger RNA, 865 nt
Organism: Callorhinchus milii (elephant shark)
Lineage: Eukaryota; Metazoa; Chordata; Chondrichthyes; Chimaeriformes; Callorhinchidae
Gene: rps3a
Product: ribosomal protein S3A
Biological process (GO): translation
Cellular component (GO): ribosome; cytosol
Molecular function (GO): structural constituent of ribosome
Source: RefSeq, marked provisional